Daldinia loculata is the source of this 768-nucleotide messenger RNA. RefSeq lists its product as uncharacterized. The transcript is spliced from 4 exons. Gene Ontology annotation, biological process: transmembrane transport. Gene Ontology annotation, molecular function: transmembrane transporter activity. The record is from RefSeq and is a predicted model, not a curated record. NCBI's taxonomy places the organism in Eukaryota, Fungi, Ascomycota, Sordariomycetes, Xylariales, Hypoxylaceae. The coding region runs from base 1 to 768 and encodes 255 amino acids.
AUGAGUAUGAGAGAGAUACAGCCGGUGGAAUCCGAGAAACUCGAAUGCAAUAGCCAAAUAGAGGUCAUAGCGCAAGAUCUUACAGAUGAUCUCAACCAAUCUUACCCUCAAGGCAUUAAGCUAGCGGCAAUUGUCGCUUCAUUAGCUAUAUCAGUCUUCCUGUGUGCUCUGGACGAGACAAUCAUCACGACAGCUACUCCUAACAUUACCGACGAAUUCAAGUCGAUCAACGAUGUCGGCUGUUUCAGGACAUUUGCGGCAUUUCAACUUAUAUACGGAAAAUUAUUAUUAUUUUAUUCCAUAAAGCAUGUAUUCCUUACUUCCAUUGCUAUUUUCGAGCUUGGCUCUUUGCUCUGCGCCGUAGCACCUACUUCAAUAGCCUUCAUAGUCGGUCGAGCUUGUGCCAGCUUGGGUAGUGCUGGUAUUAAUGCUGGCUUCAUCAUUAUCUUCGCAGCAUCUCUUCCUCUUGAAAGGAGGCCACGCUUCGUCAGUUCGAACAGUGGCAUGUACGGCAUUGCGUCGGUGGUUGCACCUCUUCUGGGCAAAGAACAUCCAGCAGCUAGUACAUGGCGUGAGAAGGGUAAACAGAUGGAUCUUCUGGGUCCCAGCUUAAUGAUACCCGCUGUUGUGUGUCUGCUCAUUGCCCUUCAAUGGGGCGGUUCCCUCUACCCAUGGGACAGCGCCCGGCCUAUUGUCUUAGUUGUCGUUGGGGGUGUAGCUUUGAUGGUUUUUUUUUUCGUUCAAUACCGGAAGCAAAGAGUCCAUUAA